Lampris incognitus (smalleye Pacific opah) is the source of this 2362-nucleotide messenger RNA. RefSeq names its product phosphoglycerate dehydrogenase (gene phgdh). The transcript has 12 exons. The record is from RefSeq and is a predicted model, not a curated record. NCBI's taxonomy places the organism in Eukaryota, Metazoa, Chordata, Actinopteri, Lampriformes, Lampridae. The coding region runs from base 444 to 2108 and encodes 554 amino acids. Gene Ontology annotation, biological process: L-serine biosynthetic process. Gene Ontology annotation, molecular function: phosphoglycerate dehydrogenase activity; NAD binding.
UUCUUUUUCCUCUUUUUUUAGUGGGUCGGCAUGCGUGCCAAAUGCCCGAAGCGGAUAAUGAGCAGAAGACCGGCGGUCAUGUGGCAGACUAAUGGGAGUCAGGAGACUUGAGGUCCCCGCGCUGCUUCAUCACUGCGAGAGGAGGCUUUUGCGUCGCGAGUCUCCUUCCUCUUUAACGAUGGUUACAUUUGUUUCGGCGUCCGGCACGUGGGAGCAGAUCUCCGCAUGCGUGAUUACACAAACCGGUCGGACGUGUUCUUUUAUUCUACCUUUACGUUGCCAAACCCCCCCUCCUCCCCCCUCCUCCUCUGGAAGCCGGCCAGGCGGAGGGAUGAGGAGGGGGCGGGGUUAAUUUGGAAAAGUGGGCGGUCUCUUUCCCACGACGGCCAUUCAGGAACCCGGAGGAGGUGGAGAGAGGGGGGGGGGGAGCCCCGCAUCUCGUUAUGUCCAUCAACUUAGGAAGGCAUCGCACGUCCUGCAGGAGAUCGCCCCGUCGGAGCGAGCGCGCGCGCCUCGAGAUGGCCCCGGUGAGCGUCAGGAGCGUGUUGAUCAGCGAGAGCGUGGACCCGUGCUGCAGGCAGAUCCUGGAGGGCCACGGCAUCCGCGUGACGGAGAAGGCCAACUUGAGCCGGGAGGAGCUGAUGGGGGAGAUGAAGAACCACGACGGCCUAGUCGUCAGAUCUGCGACAAAGGUCACGGCGGAUAUCAUCAAUGCCGCCGGUAAUCUUAAAAUCAUCGGAAGGGCCGGGACCGGCGUGGACAACGUGGACGUCGACGCGGCCACCAAAAAGGGCAUCAUUGUCAUGAAUACACCGAGCGGCAACACCAUCAGUGCCGCCGAGCUGACGUGUGCCCUGCUGAUGAGUCUCUCACGGCAUGUGCCUCAAGCUGCCAUGUCCAUGAGGGCAGGGAACUGGGAUCGCAAAAAGUUCAUGGGUGCGGAGCUGUACGGAAAAGUACUCGGAAUAAUUGGACUCGGAAGAAUAGGAAAGGAGGUCGCCACCAGAAUGCAGUCGUUCGGCAUGAAGACCAUUGGUUAUGAUCCCAUUACUCCACCCGAGGUGUCGGCCGGCUGGGGGGUUGAACAGAUGUCCCUGGAGCAGCUGUGGCCCCAGUGUGACUACAUCACUGUCCACACACCGCUAAUGCCCUCCACAGCUGGCCUACUCGGUGACGCCACGUUUGCCAAGUGCAAGAGAGGAGUGAAGGUUGUGAACUGUGCGCGUGGGGGCAUCAUUGACGAGGCUGCUCUCUUCAGAGCGUUGGAGUCGGGACAGUGUGGAGGAGCGGGCCUUGACGUCUUCGUCGAGGAGCCGCCCAAAGACCGCUCGCUGGUGAACCAUCCCAAUGUCAUCAGCUGUCCUCAUCUGGGCGCCAGCACUAAAGAGGCUCAGGCCCGUUGUGGACAGGACAUCGCCCUGCAGAUUGUGGACAUGGUGAAAGGAAAGGGCCUCGUUGGAGCAGUGAACGCACAGGUUUUGGUAAGUGCCUUCUCCCCAGAAUCUCAUCAAUGGAUCAAACUUGGAGAGGCCAUCGGAGCCGUGCUGCAGUCCUGCACUAUCUCUAAACAACCGUUCAGCCAGGUCCAGAUCACCACUCGAGGGGAUUGCUUGAAGCAUUCUACUGGAUACAUCGCCUCGGCGGUAAUGGUUGGGCUUCUCACCUCUGGAUCCAGUGGUUGCCCCAACCUUGUCAAUGCUCUUGCCCUGGCCAAGGAGUCUGGAGUUAAGGUGAACCAGCACCACGACCAGUCGGAGGGGGCUGUCCACGGUUUGUGUGAUGUGGAAAUCUCAGUCAAUGGCUCCAGCUACAAAGCCAGUGGUUCUGUUCAAGCAGGGGUGCCAGUCCUGUUGGAGCUGAGUGGCAAUGUUUUCCGGCAGCCGGUGUCACUCUCAGGAAACCUGCUCUUCAUUAGGGCCUCGGCCAGUCCUCAGCUGCUGCCCUCUCUGACCGGGCUGCUGGCCGCGGCGGGAGUGGAGAUGGAGUCGUUCAGCGCCCCUGCAGCCAGGGCCGGAGAUCUGUGGUAUUGUGUUGGGCUGUCCGCUCUCCUCCAAGACCUUGGGGCCUUGAAGCCUUUGGUCAAGGAGGCAGCCCAGCUCGCCAUCUGAGCGAGCGCCGCGGCACUGGCACAGUGCUCGAGUAGCGUUCAGUAUCUCAGAUCCCGAACGUUCCAGAUUAUCUGUCGUUCCGAGGAUCUGGUCUAGUCCUAGCGUUUUGAAUACUUAUAGUUUACGAUAUGUGUAGAAGCCGAAUACUUCCAGUUUACAUUCCCCGGCCUGACUGCCUAACAUAAUGUACCUAACAUAAAGCCCGGAUGUUUUCUAUGUGCUUUCUUGAACUAAACUUCUCAAAUAAACACUUA